AGAUCACAGAUAACUGCCACCACAGACGCAGAGUUCUGAAGUUUGUAGCAGAAACCCUCUCACACCAAACUGCCUCACUUUCAGCAAGCUCAAUUCUUAGUGGGUUUAAUCUAGUAAAGUCUCUCUCUCUCUCUCUCUCUCUCUCUCUCUCUCUCUCUCUCUCUCUCUCUCUCUCUCCCCCCCCCCGAUUCCAUCGGGGAAGGGUUUGUUCUGUCCACCUGCACUUCGUUAGAGAGAAGCGUGCUCAGAGGCAACACCACAAGAGCCCACAGUGACAUAACUUCAUCCAGAGGCUGGCGUGAUUGGGCUGGUCCCCCACCCUCCUCAGCUCUUGUAUCACUGAGACUCUGGCAGCCAGUCCCACCCUGACAGAGUUCACAGCAUAUGUUAGUGGAUCCUUGUUCACAGUGCGUCUGUUUAAGGAAUUAGUGGAAACAGUGUCAAGGGAGUAAGGUCACGGAGGACUUGCUGAAAAUGAAUAUAUGUGCAUUCUCUCUUGUCUUGGCAUUAGUUGGUAGUGUCAGUGGCCAAUACUACGAUUAUGAUGCCCCUCUCUUCAUGUAUGGGCAACUAUCACCCAACUGUGCACCAGAAUGUAAUUGUCCCCACAGCUACCCAACUGCCAUGUACUGUGAUGACCUCAAGUUGAAGAGUGUGCCAAUGGUACCUCCUGGCAUCAAGUACCUUUACCUGAGGAAUAACCAGAUCGACCAUAUUGAAGAGAAGGCCUUUGAGAACGUCACGGAUCUGCAGUGGCUCAUUCUUGACCACAACCUUCUAGAAAAUUCCAAGAUCAAAGGAAAGGUUUUCUCUAAGCUGAAACAACUGAAGAAACUGCAUAUAAACCACAACAACCUGACUGAGUCUGUCGGUCCACUUCCAAAGUCUCUGCAAGACCUACAGCUGGCCAAUAAUAAAAUCAGCAAGCUCAGCUCCUUCGACGGGCUGGUCAACUUGACCUUCAUCUAUCUUCAACACAACCAGCUCAAAGAGGAUGCUGUCUCGGCUUCUCUGAAAAGUCUCAAAUCACUAGAGUACCUUGAUUUGAGCUUCAAUCAGAUGAGCAAGCUGCCUGCUGAUCUUCCACCAUCUCUUCUAACUCUCUACCUAGACAAUAAUAAGAUCAGCAACAUCCCGGAUGAGUAUUUCAAGCACUUCACUGGGCUGCAAUACCUGCGUUUAUCUCACAAUGAACUGGCUGAUAGUGGGGUACCUGGAAACUCAUUUAAUAUAUCAUCCCUGCUCGAGCUGGAUCUCUCCUAUAAUAAGCUUAAGAGUAUACCAACAGUUAAUGAAAAUCUUGAAAACUAUUACCUGGAGGUCAAUGAACUUGAAAAGUUUGAUGUCAAGAGCUUCUGUAAGAUCCUGGGACCACUAUCUUACUCCAAGAUCAAGCAUUUGCGCUUGGAUGGCAAUCCUCUCACUCAAAGCAGUCUGCCUCCUGACAUGUACGAGUGUCUACGUGUAGCAAGUGAAAUCACCGUUAAUUAGCAUCCUCUUAUUCCAAUACAUUGAAGUAUGUUCUGGAGCAAUACUUCAUGGUUGGAUAUGUGGGAGAUGUGUUAAAGUUUUCACAAUAUCCUUCUUGUUGGUGGUGGUAUUACUUCAUGGAUUUUAAUUAAUGAAGGAAAUGUUUUGUGAACAUUUACCACAUUUAAAUAAAAGAUGAAAAGCAGGCCUAUUUCAUCAUGAGAACAGAAAUACAAAACCCGUUAAACUUAAGUCUUUAUUUGUAAAUGUAAUGUUUUCUAUAGCUCUAUGUUCAGAUGGUAUGAAGCCUUCUUACUGAUUACAUGGAAAUCAGCCAAGUUUUUGUGGUUCCCAGAUUUUAAAUUAAUGAUUUCAAGAACAUGAAACAAAUAUACAUGGAUGUUUGUUAUCCUAAUCCAAAUUAUCUUGACAUGUCAAGUCUGUUUUGCAGAAAUUUAGACUCUGCAUUUUGAAACCAGUAAUUUGCAAGAUACCAAAGAAAGUUAAUGAAGUCACAUCUACUUUAAGAAAUGGAGUCCGCAGUAAGGAUUUGCAUAGUUACUUAAUGAAACUUUUCCUGAGUCAUUCUCCUCUGUCAUGUGUAUGUUCCUCUUUGAUUGUUUGCAUGUUAUGAUUAACAGUUGAUAACAAAAUAAAACAAUGCAAAUGGCAUUUGGUGUCAA
Mus pahari (shrew mouse) is the source of this 2153-nucleotide messenger RNA. RefSeq names its product lumican (gene Lum). Gene Ontology annotation, molecular function: protein binding. The record is from RefSeq and is a predicted model, not a curated record. The coding region runs from base 475 to 1491 and encodes 338 amino acids. Lineage: Eukaryota; Metazoa; Chordata; Mammalia; Rodentia; Muridae. The transcript has 3 exons.